Messenger RNA from Scheffersomyces amazonensis, 2412 nucleotides. It is a transcript of the gene IML2, whose product is annotated as Iml2p. The transcript is spliced from 2 exons. Gene Ontology annotation, cellular component: cytosol; mitochondrial outer membrane; nucleus. The record is from RefSeq and is a predicted model, not a curated record. Lineage: Eukaryota; Fungi; Ascomycota; Pichiomycetes; Serinales; Debaryomycetaceae. Bases 1 to 2412 code for a protein of 803 amino acids. Gene Ontology annotation, molecular function: protein binding.
AUGUUGAAAGGGUUACGGAAACGAGCUCUGAUACUUCUGCUUACUUCCAACUAUCUGCAGUCAAGCACUAAUUCUAAUGGAGAAACUAAUUUCGAUAGAGUAUUAAAUCAAGUUCAUGACUUUGAAAUAGCCUUACAAGCUAUGGAUUAUCUCUUAGAUGAUAGAACUCAAGAAGGUACUAAACUUUUAAAAGAUGAAGCAAAUGCAAGACAAGAAUCAGGAUCAGAUCAACCAGCUGGGAUAUUUCCUUUAGCUUUAGGAGUUAUGGAAUUCAUUGAAGCUACAUUAGGAUUUGAACCGGAAGUUAUGGAUAAAGCUAUGAAGACAUUAAAUGAAGCUGAAGCUGCUUCAUUAGCUAAUUCAAAAUAUAAUGUUAAAUAUAAUAUGGCUACUUCAUGUAUUUAUCCUCCAGGUACAGAAUUUCAAGUUACUUAUGCAGAACUGACUUUAUUAAAUGCUUUACUUAUGUUACUUAAAGAAAAUAAUGGAAUGGUAGAAGGGGCUAAAGCAUUAUUUAAAUUAAGAAGAGCUUAUCAAACUUUAGAUUCUAUCUAUAAGAAAAUAAAGGAUCUGGAAGGAGUAUUUAAUAAGAAUCUUGCUCGAGUUAAGAAAGAAUCUAUUGGAAGAAGUGUUAGUUCAGUAGAUUUACCAGGUUUUGAAGUUCCUUCUGCUACUAGUUCAUCUGCUUCAUUACCAGAAGAUCUUAGACUCAUGAAGAAUUUAGAAAAAGUAUACCAAAUGAGGAAAUCUAGAGUUGAAGGAACAAACAUUAAUCAAAUCCCUGAAAAUACUAUAGCUCCACCCAACUUAUUUGAAGGUUUAGAUUUGGAUCUGACUCGAACUGGUGAGUCAAUCACUUCUUCUGUAGGAAGUACUGGUAAUAACAAUUCUCCCAGUGCAGAUAAUCAUUUGCAUGUAUCUACUGUUGAUGAAUUCAUUCAUUCUGGUGUACAACUCUGUUUUGGAAUUCUUCAAGUAGUAUUAUCAUUGAUACCUCCUACCAUUGGGAAAGUUCUUUCUAUUGUUGGAUUUAGAGGAGAUAGAGAAACUGGUCUUAAAAUGCUUUGGAGAACUGCCAUUACCAGUCGUAAUAUUCAUGGAGAUUUGGCUCUUUUAUGUCUUUUGGUAUUUUAUGAUGGACCAGUCCAAUUUGUUGAUGUUGGAUUCCAAUUACCAGGUCAUGAGGAUUCAAAUGUCAAGCAUGUACUUAACAUUGAAUCCAAGACCACUAUCUCAGAACAAGACUUAUCUAAAGUUUUACAAAACCCUAAUCUUUAUACCCCUCAGUUACUUAAGAAAGUUAGACACUUAUUUCCUCAUAAUGCUCUUUGGUUACUGCAAGAAGGUAGAAUUCUUGCAUCUCAAGGUCAAUUACAUCGUGCUACAGCCAUGAUGCAAGAAUUCACUGAUGAUGAAUCUAGUAUUAUUAAUAUGCAACAAGUUGAAGCCCUUAUGAUUUUCGAUAGAGCUAUGCUUUAUAGUUUUCAACAUGAUUAUGUUAAGGCUGCUCGAGACUUUAUCUAUUUGAUUGAUAUAAACUCUUGGUCCAAAGGAGUAUAUUUAUAUAUGGCAGCUGCAUGUUAUUUGGAACAUUAUAGAGCAUUAAAGAUGGGAUUAGUUCAACCAGAUGAUACUAGCAGUCUUGAAGAAGAAUUAGCCAAGUAUGAGAAAUUAGCUUUUAAAUAUUUUGAAUUGGCUCCAACUUAUGUACCAGGCCAUGGAAUUAAUGCUUCACAAAAGAAGGGAGGUAUUGGAGGAAGUAGUAAGCAAAUGCCAUUUGAUAAAUUCUUAUUACGUAAGAUGAAACAUAUAGAAGGUCAAAAAUCUCAAUAUCCUAAUAUUGCCUAUGUAGAUUUAGUGGGUACUUCACUUAUUCAUGAACUUGUCUACUUUUGGAAUGGAUAUAAUAGAAUGGAUACUGAAGAUUUACAAAUAUCACUUAAAUUAUUAGGAUACUCAGGAGCUAUUGAUUCUGAAUAUUCUGCUAAUACUAAAGAUCAUAAUUAUGCUAAAAUUAAUGAAAUAGAAGAUGAAGCUCAUAUUCGAUUCUUUUUACAAGCUUUGGUACUAAGACUGUUGGGGGAAGUUGAACAAGGUCAAACUCUUAUAGAUACCAAACUUUGUCCAGCUAUUAUUGUUCAAGAUUUCCCACAAUUCAGAUUUCAUAAACUGAUUUACAGUCCUUAUUUAUAUCCUACAGUUAUGUAUGAAAAGGCCAUGUUUACUUGGAUGUUGCAUAGUAAAGUUUCUGAUCGGGCAUCACUUCGUUUAGCCGUAGCUGAAAGUAAAGGUUGGUUAAAGAGAGCUGAACAUGUAGGAGAAGGAGAUUAUGAACUUAGUAAUCGUACAGGAAUGAGAAUUAAAGCAGCAGGAGAUCGAUUAGAUCAACUAGGCAAAUCCAUUAAUAUAUAA